AUGUCUCGAUUUUUGCGUCCCUCCGCACUGAGAACACUACAACAGCAGCACAGGAACUUGUACGAGAACCCCUACAUCAAUCGCUACAAGGCCAAGAGCAAAGUUUCCGAGGGUUUCCACAAGAAGGUUGCUUUUUUGAUUUGUUUCAAAAGCUCAUUUCGAAAAUGACAGACGACUGGUCUGACUGGACUUUUCGUCAACGAGAAUCCUCAUCGCGUCCUGACCGUCGUUUACGGAAGAAUUCUUCGCGCCCUGGAGCAGAUGCCGAAAGACGCCGCCUACAGGAAGUACACCGAAACGGUCGGUUUUCGAGUUGAGAAAGGGAAAAAGGAGGAUAAAGUCCUAAAUAAAGAAUCUAACUUUUAAUGGACAUUGAAAUAGUAAGUCGAGCUAUCUCUCUUCAGAUCGUGAAGCAACGGCUGGCCUUGGUUCAAACCGAGACCAAUAUUGAGCGAUUGGAGCAGAAAAUCGGAAUGGGACAGAUUGAGGAGGUCAUCGAACAGGUUGGAUUUCAAAUUUAAAAAAAUAUUAGUUACAAAAAUCUUGUUUUUUUGCUAUCAUUAAUUGAAAGAAACGGUCGAGUAUUAAAUGAAAAAAAGAAGGAAAUACAUUUGGAAAAUUCUUUUUGGAAAAACUGUUAUUAUCGUUUCUGGUUAUUUUUCAAGUUUAAAAAAAGAUAAAAAGGAAUAAAUAUAUUCACAUGUAACAAUAAAAGGUAAUUUUUGAAAAAAAUAAAACUUCAUUCAAAUCUUCUAUCCUAUAGUCAAUUUGGGCUUUUUCUCUUACUCAGCAUUAAUGGGAAAAAAAUUCGGAAAAAAAUUGUUUUGUGUAGUUUCAACGAUGCUUUUUUCUGUGGGAACAAGUCUCAUUGAAAUUUUAGAUCUAUGGGGAUUUUCUCCCUUUUUUUGCCUUUUUCAAAAUUAUUUGUGAGAAAGUCAUAUUUUUGAUCAAAUCAUCCAGUUCAAAAGAUUUUUAUCCGUGGAGAAAAAAAGCCGCCUUGCUCUAAAAAAAUAUUAUUUUAAUUUUACGACUCUGUCAAGUGCUCCAAAAAAAGUUUGAGAGUUUUCCGGUAUCUUAUUCAUAGAUUAAACUUUUAGCAGAGAUUUGAAAUAAUUUCAAAAUGUUCUAAACUUUUUUUAAAUUUUCUAUCAAUUUUUGAGGAAAGUCAGGUUUUUAUCACUAGAUCGUGUUGUUUAUUGAAGAAAAGCUGUUCCGCGUAGUUUUGCUGCUUUUAGUUCAAUAUAAUAAUUUUUUGAUGUUUAUUACGGUCUUUUUCAUCAACUUUUUCAAAAUUUCAAUUGGAGUUUUAAAAAAGCCGCAGUUCACAUAUAGGUCAUUCCGCGCCAGCUUGUCACGAUUUUAAUUCUCCUCGGAACUAGAGAACCCCUUUCGGCGCUUCGCUUCGAUGCUCUCGGUGUUCCCCCUUGCGUGCGCCUUUAAUAAAACACUAUUUCUGAUAAAGAUUUCCUCUACAAUUCCCUCUAUCUCUUUUAUUAAUUUACGAGGUUGUUUUCAAUGGAUUGAUUUCAUUUUUCGCUUUAACUAUACACACUCAGAUUCUGUGCUGAAUUUGUAAAAAAAAAAAGAAAGACAAAAAGAUUGAAUUAUUACUUUUUAAUUGUUAUUAAAGAAACCGACUGUUCGAAAUUUUCUCGCAUAUAAUUUUUGGGUUAGUUUGAUAUAAAAUUUGUUGUUAAAACUGUUUUUGUAGAAUGAGAAAAUUCCAAAGUUCGGAAAUAAUGAGUUUUUAUUAAAGGCGCACGCAGGGGGGCACACCGAGAGCAUCGAAGCGAAGCGCCGAAAAGGCUAUUGGAGCUCCAAAUAAACUGGAAAUUGUGACAAGCUGGCGCGGAAUGACCUAUAUUACUGAAUUUUUUUUUCGAUUUUCAUGAGACACUUUUAGUCAGAAAAGUAUUAUUAAAAAAUUAUGACUUUUUUAACUAUGCUUAAUCUUAUUUUCAGGCCGAGUACGAGCUGGAGGCGACGCGUGCGGUCCUCGAUUCCAAAGCGUGGGAGCCUCUCGUCGAAGCAGCCCCUAAAGGGCAAUGGGCGUGGCCAGUCUAA
Messenger RNA from Caenorhabditis auriculariae, 2064 nucleotides. The record is from the annotation of a GenBank genome assembly. Lineage: Eukaryota; Metazoa; Nematoda; Chromadorea; Rhabditida; Rhabditidae.